UCGGCCUGCGGGAAGAUGGCGGCGCCCUGGUGGCGAGCCGCGCUGUGCGGGAGGCGGGCCUGGCGAGGCUUCAGCACCUCGGCCGCCCUGAGCCGCCGGACGCCCCCGCUGGGGCCGAUGCCCAACGCGGACAUCGACGUGAGCAACCUAGAGCGGCUGGAGAAGUACCGGAGCUUCGACCGCUACCGACGCCGGGCGGAGCAGGAGGCGCGGGCCCCGCACUGGUGGCGGACCUAUUGGGAGUACUUCGGGGACCAGACAGAUCCCAAAGACAAAGUUGACAUUGGACUGCCUCCACCCAAGUUCUGCCGUACCCAACAGUUACACCAACGGAAGCAGGUUCUAAGGGAGCUUCGGGCCAAUGUGGAAGAAGAGCGGGCUGCUCGCCUCCGCACAGCCAGCAUCCCCCUGGAGGCUGUGCGAGCUGAGUGGGAGAGGACCUGCGGCCCCUACCACAAGCAGCGCCUGGCUGAGUAUUACGGCCUCUACCGAGACCUGUUCCACGGUGCCACUUUCGUGCCCUGGGUUCCCCUGCAUGUGGCCUAUGCUGUGGGCGAGGAGGACCUGAUGCCUGUGUACCAUGGCAAUGAAGUGACUCCAACUGAGGCUGCCCAGUCCCCAGAGGUGACCUAUGAAGCAGACGAGGGUUCCAUGUGGACACUGCUGCUUACCAAUCUGGAUGGACACCUGCUGGAGCCAGAUGCAGAAUACCUCCACUGGCUGCUAACCAACAUCCCGGGCAACAGAGUGACUGAAGGACAGGAGACUUGUCCUUAUCUCCCCCCCUUCCCUGCCCAAGGCACCGGCUUCCACCGCUUCGCCUUUCUGCUCUUCAAGCAGGACAAGCCAAUCGACUUCUCUGAGGACACCCGCCCUUCACCCUGCUACCAGCUGGCCCAGAGGACCUUCCACACUUUUGAUUUCUACAAGAAACACCAGGAAGCCAUGACUCCAGCUGGCUUGGCCUUCUUUCAGUGCCGCUGGGAUGACUCAGUCACCCAAACCUUCCACCAGCUUCUGGACAUGCGGGAGCCCGUGUUUGAGUUUGUGAGGCCGCCCCCUUACCACCCCAAGCAGAAACGCUUCCCGCACCGACAGCCCCUGCGCUACCUGGACCGGUAUAGGGACAGUCAUGAGCCUACCUAUGGCAUCUACUGAGGGGUCAUAGUGUACCCACUUUGGAGGGUCUGCUGGACUGUCAGGAACAGGAAAGACAGCUCCUGUGGUCUGAGCUCUGGGGUUCUGGUCCCUGCCUGAGGCAGCCCCUCUAUAGGCCUGUCCCAUCAGGCCCAAGGCUGGGAGCAAAGGAGGUUGUCAGGUGGGAAUGGAAGGGUGUGAAUAAAGAUGACUUCUGCUCUUG
Molecule: messenger RNA, 1360 nt
Organism: Marmota flaviventris (yellow-bellied marmot)
Lineage: Eukaryota; Metazoa; Chordata; Mammalia; Rodentia; Sciuridae
Gene: Mrpl38
Product: mitochondrial ribosomal protein L38
Cellular component (GO): mitochondrial large ribosomal subunit
Source: RefSeq, a predicted model, not a curated record